Molecule: messenger RNA, 987 nt
Organism: Closterium sp. Naga37s-1
Lineage: Eukaryota; Viridiplantae; Streptophyta; Zygnematophyceae; Desmidiales; Closteriaceae
Source: the annotation of a GenBank genome assembly
AUGAACGUUGUUCCUAUUGACGACCCAGCAUCGUCGGAUCUUUUGACGACUGAGUCAAAUCCGUUCGAUCGGCUUCCGCAAGAGAUCCUCGCCGCCAUCUUGCGCCACGUGGCGCCAUCCGGCACGUCCUUUCAGCACGCGUUGGUGUGCAAGCGAUGGCACUGCGCGGCGUGCCUCGCGCAGUCAUCAGUCCACGUAGCGAAAUCUCGAGCCAUCUCCUCCCCGCGCCUCCUCCUCGCCCUCUCCCGCUUUCCCCGCCUCACCCACCUACAUAUCGAUCGAGACGGAGUCGAUUUCUUAGACGACGGGUUCCUGACAAUUCUCGCUAAAGGUGCUUGUAACGGGUGUGACAAUUACGCGGACGAGGAGAAGGAAACGGAAUUGGAGGAGGAGGAAAGUCACGAAGAAGGAUCGGGAGCCAUUGGCGCCGGGCAGAGAUUAGGUCUGAACGGCACUGGCAGUACUAGAGUCGGCGGCAAUGGUGGUAUAGUGGACGGCACUGGCGGUGGACUGGGCGGCACUGGUGAUACAGUGGGCGGCGGCGAUCAUAAGCCACAUGGCAUCAGAUACUCCAGUGGCAUCGGCUCGUCACUGGAGAGAAUGGCGAGAAUGACCAUCGACGGCACCCGCGCAGCAGCACAACCUGCUCUCGCGUCCCCGCUCCCACCGCCGCAUACCCAGCCGCGCACCUCCCCUCUCCGCUCUCUCUUCCUCGCGGAGGACCCGCGCUCCCCCCCGCGCAUCACAGCAGCAGGCCUGGACUCCCUCUUCCUCCACUGCCGCCUCUUACACUCACUCUCCCUGCACUGCGGCCCUGAGCAGUCUACGGGUGCUGGAGUUGGGUCUGUGCAAGAGCCUGAGGAGUUUGCCAGACUCGAUAAUGGAAUUGGGUCGGUUGGAAAGAGUGGUGGUGCUCGGGUGCAGGAGACUGGAGAGUGUGCCGGAAGGGAUUGCAGAGAUGCCGAGCGUGCAAGAGGUGGUCUUUAG